GUAUUUAAUGAUAAUGAAAAAUAUGAAAAACACAUCAAAUUAAAACAUUAUACCUGUGAAGAACAUGAAUGUACAACAACAUUAGUAUCAAAUUAUAAUAAACAUAUGAAUACACAUAUCAAUUAUAAGAAAUUUCCAU
This is a messenger RNA of Scutellospora calospora, 139 nucleotides long. Lineage: Eukaryota; Fungi; Glomeromycota; Glomeromycetes; Diversisporales; Gigasporaceae. The record is from the annotation of a GenBank genome assembly.